Funneliformis mosseae is the source of this 942-nucleotide messenger RNA. NCBI's taxonomy places the organism in Eukaryota, Fungi, Glomeromycota, Glomeromycetes, Glomerales, Glomeraceae. The record is from the annotation of a GenBank genome assembly.
AUGGAAGCUCAAUUUCAAGUACUUCGCUUUGGAAACGAAAAGUCCGAUGAAGAAAUUGUCUACGGUUCAAGCUAUCCAUUCGCUCGUAAUAUAGAAACCCUUAUAAUGAAUUCAACUGAGACGCGAAGUGCGAAGAAGAACAGGAAGAAAAAACUAAUCGGAUCCCCCCCACGACCCCAGAAUUCGUGGAUUAUUUAUAGGAGAGAUACAAGUGCUAAACCAGAAUUUAAAGGAAAAACGCCCCAAUUUAUUUCAGCUGAAAUUGAAAAGCUAUGGAAAAAUGAGAGUAAGGAGGUGAAGGAAUUGUUUAAAGCAUUAUCAAGAUUGGCGUUGAAAAAACACAUCGAAAAUCCGUCCAAUUUUGGAUCUCCUUCUUUUAUGGAAAUGGACUUUGAAUCACCACUUUUAUCUGACGUCAAUCUUGAAUCUCCUCUUACAACCGACUGUAAUCCUCAAGAACUGGAUUCUCCAUUUCCAACCGACUUCAAUUCUCAAUCUUCAUACUUAUCCGCCGACAUUCCAUUUGAUUUUGUAUUGAAUUCCCCAUACGAAGAUCCUCAGCUUAUGAUAGACGUUUCGCCGCAAACUUUUGGAUAUGAAUAUUCUUAUUCGUUGAAUGAUAUGAAUAUGAUGGGUGCCGCGAAUUUCGCACCGUUGAAUUCCAUUGCUCAAAAUAUUAUACCAUAUGGAUAUGUUCCCGAAGACAACGUUUUACCAUUAGACCCAACAAAUUAUGAUAACACAACUUUUCCUCCACCACAACCUGAUAUAUCGCAACUGAUUAGUCAGUUGUCCGACGAGGAGUGUGCUUUGCUUUUGGAGUACUUAAAAUCCGAUGGACACAUUAUUUCCGAAGAAAUAUCACCUAAUCAAUUCGACUUCAAUUUACUCAUUCCUCAUUCCAUCUUUUUUGAUUUACAAGAUUCUAGAUCUCUACAAUAG